Molecule: messenger RNA, 2172 nt
Organism: Lycium barbarum (goji berry)
Lineage: Eukaryota; Viridiplantae; Streptophyta; Magnoliopsida; Solanales; Solanaceae
Product: probable disease resistance protein RF9
Exons: 5
Coding region: 1-2172 (723 amino acids)
Biological process (GO): defense response to other organism
Molecular function (GO): ADP binding
Source: RefSeq, a predicted model, not a curated record
AUGGUGGUCUUUAAAUUCAGCUCUUCAAGCAGAAUUUGGCCUGCACAGGCAGAAUUUUUGCCCGUGCAAAUUCUGCCUGACAAGCAAAUUGAAACGGAGGGAGUACCUCAAUACCACUACCGCAAAUCCAAGGAGAAGAGCUACUUUAAGCAGUGCAAGCUUAGACUGAUAUUAAGAAUUUGCAGGUUUAUUAAGCCAAAGAAUAGCUUUGAGGAUCAAGGCAAUGGCGGAACUAGUUCUCCUCCUCGCGAUCGAAAAAAUUGGUCUUUUGGCAAGAUCCAGUGGCUCCGGGAGAAGAUCAUCUGUGAUUCGGUUGUUAUAGAAGACAUAUGCUCCAUUGAUGAUUGGCAGAGACUACGUUUGGCUGUGGGAGCUAACGGUAGCAGAAUACUGGUUACAACUCGAGCAAGAGAAGUAGCGGAAAACAUCAUUCAGACGUGUUACAUACAUGAGAAGAGGCCUUUAACAGAAGAACACAGUUGGGACUUACUAAAAAGGGCAGCAUUUCCCGGAAAGGAUCCAGCUGAAAUCAAAUCAUCGAUGGAGAAAAUUGGUAGGGAACUAGUAAAACAGUGUGAAGGUAUACCAGGCGCGAUUAUUGCACUUGCAAAACUAUUGGCAAAGAAGGAUGAAAAAGAGUGGGAGAUCGUGCAAAAAAAUGCCCGAUCACAUCUAUACAAUGUUAUGACUCCAAGUUAUGAUGAUCUAUCAGAUCAUUUGAAACUGUGUUUUCUCUACUUGAGCCAUUUUAGAGAAGACCCGGAGAUAGAACCAGAGAAAUUAUCUCACUUAUGGACAAUUGAAGGAUUGAUAUCAUCACGUGAAUGUGGAAGAAUGAUGACACUCUUGGACUUAACACAAGAGAUUUUGAUGAUUCUAGCACAUAAACGCAUGAUUGACGUGGAACAACUAGUUGAUGUCAAGUCCUGCCGCCUUGUUGGACUAAUGGGAGAUAUGUGCCUCUUGAAAGCGGAAGAGAGGAGCCUUUUGAAGGUCAUUGAUUUACGAAGCGGAGAUAUUCCGCCUUCAUUUUCUUUUGGCACAACUCGUCGUAUAGUCAUUUAUCUCGGGAAGCAUAGUCCUCAAUUCACACCCGAAUUAGCUGGAAAACUCCGGAGUCUUCGAAUCAUAAGGGCAAAUGUGCAUCAACAAGUAGAGGAGUUGGUAUUUCCGUCCAUAAUGUUGGAACUCAAGAAAUUCAAGGCACUCAGGAUUCUUGAUUUCGACAACAUAGACUUCCGAGGGAGGAAACUACCAGUAGGUAUUUUCGCUCUAUCACUCUUGAGGUACCUAAGUUUCAAAGGAUGUUUCCUAGACGCGUUGACAUCAUCUAUCAGGAACUUGACAUUCUUGCAAGUCCUUGAUUUGAGAAUCAAAGAUUCAUGCAAGAUUAUCAUCCCAAAUGCGCUGCAGAGGAUGGGAGGAUUGCAGCAUCUCUAUCUUCCACCAGCAUUCCAAAUGAGAAAUGGCAAAAAGUUUCGAUUGGAUAAAUUGACAAAGCUUCAGACACUUACGAACUUCACCUCAAAUGCGUGUGAAAUUUGCGAUCUCUUCAAAUUGACAAAAGUCCGCGACCUACAUACUAAGAUCGAAGGGAGCCAUGAGGACCUUCAGUCAAUAACCAGCCAUAUGAAAGUUGCUCCGGAAAAAUGGCUUCGUUCCUCCAUUGAAAUAAAAAACUUUGACUGUUAUACAGAAACGAGGCAUGAUGUUUUGCGGCAGUUAUUGGCACUCGGUGUUCCACCGAUAUUAUCCUUCGAGGGUUGUAUUGGCCACCUGCCACGAUACAAUCUGAUCUCCGAAAGAUUCACAGAGAUAGUCCUUAGUAGCGCGCAACUUAAGGAAGAUCCAAUGACAACUUUUGAAAAGCUUCCGAGACUACGGCGUCUAGUACUUCAUGAUGAUGCUUUUAUAGGGACAGAGAUGGUUUGUUCUGCUUCAGGUUUCCCCGAGCUCAAACAUUUGGAACUCUCGAAUUUGUUCUUCUUGGAGAAAUGGACUGUCGAAGACAAGGCCAUGUCAAGACUUUCUCAUCUCAAAAUCAAUAAUUGCGAGAAGCUAUUGCUCCCAGAUGGUUUAGAAUUUCUUUCUACUCUCCAAGAAAUCAAGACUGAAAAUAUGCCUAAACCAUUUGAAGUAAGUCUUCAUAAGAGAUAUGGCAAAUCUUCUUGA